Messenger RNA from Anoplopoma fimbria (sablefish), 1143 nucleotides. RefSeq names its product antioxidant 1 copper chaperone (gene atox1). NCBI's taxonomy places the organism in Eukaryota, Metazoa, Chordata, Actinopteri, Perciformes, Anoplopomatidae. The record is from RefSeq and is a predicted model, not a curated record. Gene Ontology annotation, biological process: copper ion transport. Gene Ontology annotation, cellular component: cytosol. Gene Ontology annotation, molecular function: metal ion binding; copper chaperone activity. The coding region runs from base 128 to 334 and encodes 68 amino acids. The transcript has 4 exons.
UCCAGCUGGUCGGCGCUAGCUUCACUGCUUCACAUUUGCGGAGGUUUCUCAGCUACAUUUGCUUCUCAGUCGGAGGCAGAAGUCCACCACAGGUCUGACAGCCGGGUCCAGACACAUCUCUGCCAACAUGACCAAGCACGAGUUUGAGGUGGCGAUGACGUGUGAGGGAUGCUCAGGAGCUGUGACAAGAGUUCUCACCAAACUAGGAGAUGUGAAGUUUGAGAUCGACCUGCCCAAGAAACUGGUUUGGAUCGAGUCCGACAGAGACGUGGAGGUUCUCACCGACACGCUGAAGAAAUGUGGGAAGGAGGUCAAAUACAACGGCACCAAAUGAAGGAAAACCUGCUUCACGUAGAGCAGGAAAUCAUCGCUGCUGAUGCAAGGAGAAGAUUUAUGCUGGAAUUCAAGUUGUUCACGUGUAAGGAAGCGUCUGAUGGAUCCCAAGUGACCCCCCCCCCCCUAGAUACACAACCCCCCUCAAGCUCACAUGCACAAACAUCCUCUCUGGUGCAGAUCUCCUGUCAGUUUUAGCAUGUCUCUACUUUAGCGUGUCUCCACGUGACAUUCCUCUAUUCAGCAUACCUAUUUACAUAGCUGUGUUUUGAAAAAAAGUGACAGUAACUUUUUAUGUUUUGUUACGUUAAUUUACUGGAUUACAGACGGGGGGGGGGGACUCCAUCUUUGUAGAUUCAAAAACAUCAGGACGUUCAACUUUUUCUACUAGUCGAAAAAGCUGCAAACACAAUUAAAGUUUACAUUCCAAGGUUGGUAAAACAUUCUGCAAACUAUUGGCUAUGUUUGCCUGCACCUUGGCCUCUCAGUGUUGUUGCUUUGGUUUGACGCUGUUAAAACUGAUAAGAGACGUCUGUAGAUGUGCACCAAAGGGGGGAGGGGGGGGACUCGUCUGCUGGACUUUGUAAAAACGCUUCCUUUUAGCUGCAUCGCACUUCACACUACGCUAAUCUAUUAAAACCACAGUUCAAAUAAAUCAUGUUGAUUGAUUACUAACAGAUAUCUUUGUUUUUCUAUUAACAAAGUGAAGCCCUUCGGGGAAUUAGCUCUUAAUUCUUUUCUGUGACUUUGAGGAAAAGAUCCUCUAUACACUUGGUUUUUGUAACUGUCUUUAUGUUGAGUUCACAGGGG